AUUCUACUUAGUAAACUUCUUUUAUCCUCCCAGUAUUAGCAGCGUCACGGAAAGGUACAAGAAAACCCACUGGAUCACGACAUUUGAACAUCAUAAAUCAUGGAUCGAAUCGGUCUUCUGAGUGUCCUUUUGGGUGUGAAAUUAGUUUUUGUUGUAGGCCAUCAUCAAAAGAUGCGGUUAGAAUGUGACGUUGUGAUACUCAAGGACAACAGCAAUGGCUCUGGCGUAUGCAUAGCCAAACGUCCUACAAAAAGCAGUAAAGCUAUAAUUACACUCGGUAAAAAUCACAUGAAGGGUGGAUUUCGUUUCCUGCUACAUAUAGCAACGAGGGCAGCUCCAAAAGGACAAAAAUUUGAGGUUACGCCAACUAAUCUGAAGCAGAUACAUAAAGAUCGAGUUUCUGCAGGAAGCAUGUCAUUGGUUUUCGCUGAUCCUGCUGUUACUGUGGUAAUCACAAAGUGCAAUCCCGUCCAUCUGCAGCGAUUUUUGGAGAAAAUUCUAGCAAUUCUGAAAGGAGAUGAAGUUUACUUGAAGGCUCUGGAUACGAUCAAACAAUCUGAUUUCAAAGCAGUUGUGAAGUCGUUAAAAGUGACGAGUGACAAUUAUCGGGGUAUCACAUAUCCUUCUUCGCUAGAAACGCUUGAGGUUUCUUCACUUGAUCUGCAAUCAGUUGAUAGUCGAUGGUUUUCGCUGCCUAUGUUAACCACUUUGGACCUGUCAUGUAAUCGUUUGGGUCAAGCAAGUAAUUUUGUAAAAAUCAAACUUGUGUCCAAGCUGAGGAACUUACGGGUUUUGUCCUUGGAGAGGAAUGAAAUCAACAUGCUACCACCCAUGUUCUUUGAUCUGUUGCCACCAUCACUGCUGGCGCUAAAUUUGUCUCAGAAUCUGCUGACUUCGCUGCCAGAGUCCAUAGUCAAAGCUAGAAACCUGCAAAAUUUGAAUUUGAGUCAUAAUCUUCUUACAAGUUUACCCAAAGAUAUUUCUGAUAUGCAGCUCCGGUGUUUAUUUCUUGACCACAAUCGAUUGCCUUGCUUACCAUAUGAUCUCAAAAUGAGAAAAUUCGAGAAGCUCUACUUUGAUUACAACCCUAUGAUUGCUGCAAUACCAGGAGUGCGGAAUCCCACUUUCCCGUCUUUGUGUGCGAUAGCAAUGGCACAGCUGCGUAAAUAUUCGCUUCCCGAAAAUGCUCUACCCUGGGAUCUAAAAAUGAUUGCCAACUUGCUAACCAUGAAGUGCUCUUGUUGCCGGAAGUGGACUCCUUCAUCGAUGUUAUCAUUAUCCUUUACUCGGGUUAUGGCCACUGAUUUUGCGAUGGAAACUGACAUGAUGCAGUCGAUAACAAUGCGAGCAUUCACUUGUCAAAGUUGUACUUACCGUGUAAAUGGCAGACGUCGUUGAUACUUUCUGUUUUAGUAAUGACUUUUAUGGGUAUCGUUUUUGUUAUCUUUAAUUUUUUUUUGUUCCUUUGCCAGAAUUGGCCCUAGUGGCUCACAUCUCAAGUUGCACAAGUCCAGCAUCAAUUCUAAUGAUAUGCAUUCGAUGUGAACUAUGCUCGAGAACAUUCAUAAUUUGCAGAACGUUCUGAUGCUUGUUCCAUGGGUGUUUUUUCCAGUGAUUUUCUCAAGUGAAGCUGGUUUGAACUUCUUCUGUAAGAUGUAGUGGUAAAUGUUUGAUCUGGUAGGUAUCACGUGUGUUUAUUGCCUGUGUUGUUUGUUAAAAGCAUUUGUACAGUAAAUAUGUUACUUGGAAUUUGUAAAUGAUUAGAUCUGUACUCUGACAGAACAACUAAUUUCUACUAUGUUGC
Messenger RNA from Cylicocyclus nassatus, 1804 nucleotides. NCBI's taxonomy places the organism in Eukaryota, Metazoa, Nematoda, Chromadorea, Rhabditida, Strongylidae. The record is from the annotation of a GenBank genome assembly.